UGUGCGAGCCACUGGACUUGGUAACAUCGAAACGGAACAACUUGUGUGUCUGCUCAGCGUGUCCUUCCACCCCGCCCCGCAGCAACCCCGACAUGUGUUUCACCUCUAAGGUGCAGCAGUGUGCAUGGCCAGGGAUGCAUAAGGCGAGAGCGCUGUGAUCACCCCUGGAUGGGAGCUGCACAAGUCGAGCCACUCCACUCCGCGUUUUGCCCUGCCCUUGUGCGCUCUGCUCGCUGUGCAGCGCGCGUCUCCGAUGCAUUUUGCCUCCCUCUCGCUGUCAUAAAGACAGGACAGCUGUGCAAGAGAGAAGUUGUUGGCAAACCGAGCACCAGCAGGUUGCAUCUUCACCGGGAUCCUCUCGCCUUCACGGAGUAGUCUGGACUUCUUUUCUCUUUACCAAGGGCAGAUGAGGCGGACGCAUCAGUACAUAAAGAUUUCACUGAUGUGUGCGAUGUGGAGACUGCAGGUCGCCUUAUGUACUCUGUUGGUGCUGUCCCUGUCAUCUGCUGGAGAAAGCAAAGCGCGGAGCUGUAGCGAGGUUAGACAAGCUUAUAGCGCUAAAGGAUUCAGCCUCCUCCAUGUACCUCAUCAGGAAAUAUCAGGUGAGCACCUCCGUGUCUGUCCCAAGGGUUACACCUGCUGCACAUCUGAGAUGGAGGACAAACUCAGCCAGCAAAGCAAGCAGGAAUUUGAGAUUAUGGUUGACGACAGCAGCCACAACAUGAGAACAACAUUCACCUCCAGACAUAAAAAGUUUGACGAGUUUUUCUUGGAGCUGUUGGACAACUCUGAAAAAUCUCUCAACAGUAUGUUUACAAAGACAUACGGGAAGCUGUAUAUGCAGAACUCUGAGGUGUUCCAGGACCUAUUCACUGAACUAAAGCGCUAUUACACGGGGGGCAACGUCAACUUGGAGGAGAUGUUGAAUGACUUCUGGUCCAGGCUGCUGGAACGCAUGUUCCAGUUGCUUAACUCCCAGUAUCACUUCACAGACGACUACCUGGAGUGUGUCACCAAAUACACAGAUCAGCUAAAGCCCUUUGGAGAUGUGCCCAGGAAGCUGAAGGCUCAGGUCACCAGAGCAUUCAUUGCUGCACGGACAUUUGUCCAAGGGCUAACGGUGGGUCGUGAGGUUGCCAACAGGGUCGCCAAGGUGAACGUAGUGCCAGCUUGCGUCAGAGCCUUGACCCAGAUGCUCUACUGUCCGUACUGCCGCGGCAUGCCUGGGCUGAAGCCCUGUCGCAAUUACUGUUACAACAUUAUGAGGGGCUGUCUCGCAAACCAGGCGGAUCUGGACGCUGAAUGGAACCUGUUCAUCGAUGCCAUGUUGCUGGUCGCAGACAGACUGGUGGGACCUUUCAACAUCGAAGCAGUUAUAGAGCCAAUUGAUAUAAAAAUUUCGGAGGCUAUUAUGACGAUGCAGGACAACAGCAUGCAAGUGUCAGCCAAGGUUUUUCAAGAGUGUGGUCAACCAAAGCCUUCAGCAAUAGGCAGGUCUGCACGGGGCAUCUCAGAUGUAUUUAGUAGUCGCUUUAGACCCUUUACCCCCGAACAGAGACCGACCACGGCAGCUGGAACAAGCCUGGAUAGACUGAGGGCUGUCUGGAAGACAAUGCAACACAGUGUGAUUGACAUCAAAGAGAAGUUAAAGGAGUCCAAGAAGUUCUGGUCCAAAUUACCAGAUGACAUCUGUGCCGAAGGCAAACUGACAGAGUCUGACGAGGAACAGUGCUGGAACAGCCACACGAAGGGCAGAUAUUUCCCCGAGGUGGUAAAGGAGGGCCUCACCAACCAGGUGAACAAUCCAGAAGUGAUUUUGGACAUCACCCGACCGGACACACUGAUUCGGCAGCAGAUCAUGGCUCUACGAGUCAUGACCAACAAGCUAAAGAAUGCCUACAAUGGAAAUGACAUCUCCUUCCAGGACUCCAGUGACGAGGGCAGUAGCUCGGGAAGCGGCAGCGGCUGCUCUGACGGCUGCACGACAGAGUUCGUUUUUGUGGGGACAGAAGCUCCCGUGAUUAGAGCCGACAGAAGUGACGAACGGGCUGCAGCUGCUGCUGCGGGCCAAUCGCUCUCCUGUGGACCCUCCACCGUCCUGGUGAUGGCUGCCCUCACUCUCCCACUCUGGGCAGUACAGACUCAAUGGAGAUAAUACAGUGUGGCCUGAUCAUUGACUAUUAUACUGUUAAGUAACAGUAUGUCUUACAGCAAGUUAUACUGCUGUUCCCUCACUGGACAUGUAGAACCUCCCGGAAACAUGUCUAGAAUGACUGACUGUGUGGUGUGGUAGGGCUGGAAGUGAGUGCAGCGCUGAAUCCUGCUUGUCCCCCAAAGAAUGCUCGGUGCCAUCAGUGAACCAGCUUUUACCAUCUCUGAAAUAAAAACGAAAAUGUGGUGUUUUCUCA
Molecule: messenger RNA, 2408 nt
Organism: Poecilia reticulata (guppy)
Lineage: Eukaryota; Metazoa; Chordata; Actinopteri; Cyprinodontiformes; Poeciliidae
Gene: gpc6a
Product: glypican 6a
Biological process (GO): regulation of protein localization to membrane; regulation of signal transduction; cell migration
Cellular component (GO): extracellular region; plasma membrane; synapse
Source: RefSeq, a predicted model, not a curated record